GAAAGUGUGAAAUUUAAUAAAAAUCGGAGGAAGUAUUAUUAUCUAGAAAGUGUGUAGAAAGUGGGUAGGUAAUUUCCACUUAACAUUAAAGUGGGUACCACUUUGCAAUUUGCAGCUCAUACGUACAUCGGGAUAUGAGACUAGGGAAGGAAGGAGUUGACUGGGAAACAGUCCAUUUACAUUUAUUCAUUAUUAAUCACCGGGAAAUUUCGGGUUUGAUCACCGUCUAUGUUGACCGGUUCAGUGUUUAUUAGUCUUGCAUUCAUCUAUCCUUUCGAUCCCAAAUGAAAUUCACACUUUCCUUUUUGGGUAGGUCCAAAAUAAACUUCACAGUUCUUCUCCUUUUCUUAUUUGACAAAUUAUCUACAUCAAAACAGUGAAAAACAGUACUAAACAGUGUCAAACAGUGUCACAACAGUGUACUCUAUAAUAAAGUCAAAUUUAUUUCUUUAAUGUGUGAAGUAAAAGCGUGAAUUUCAUUUACGACCGGCAGUAUUAUCGUGAAACUAUAAAUAACAGCCUGCACAUUCUUUCCAGUCAUACUCCGUAUUAUUAUUAAUUCUUCAUCCCCUCCGGCCAGCAGAUGAGGAGGUUUUCAUCAGCCCUUUGCUUCAUCCUCUUCGUCGUGACGGCCUCAUCACUAGUACUGGAGGCGGCGGCCAGAAUUCGACAUCAUAGAUGGGAUGUAAAGUACGAGAUGAAGUCGCCGGAUUGUUACCGGAAACUGACUAUGACUAUUAACGGCGGAUCUCCGGGGCCCACCAUCAUUGCAGAAGAAGGUGACACCGUCGUGGUCGACGUCACCAACAAUCUAGGCACCGAAAAUCUGGCUAUCCAUUGGCAUGGCAUCACACAGAGAGGGACACCAUGGGCUGAUGGCACAGAGGGGGUCACCCAAUGCCCAACUCUACCGGGGGAAACCAUCUCUUACAAAUUUGUCGUCCAUCAAGCGGGGACAUUCCUUUACCAUAUGCAUUAUGGAAUGCUACGACAAGAAGGAGCGCAAGGAAUGAUCAUAGUGGCUAGUAAAAAGCCGGAACCAUUUAAAUACGAUAACAAAUACGAUAACGGCACAAGCUGUAUUCUCUUGGAGGAUUGGUACCACAAAGGUUAUGUCGAACAAGCCGUUGGCCUUGCUUCCUCGCCCUUUCAGUGGGUUGGUGAGCCUCAGUCACUUUUGAUAAAUGGAAGAGGAAAGUUCAACUGUAGCGGUGCAUGCAGUGAUGCAGUUUGUAAUAAUUCAAGUCCGGAGUGUUGGCCGUAUUCCAUCUCCGUCGAUCCCGGCAAGAUUUACCGGCUUAGAAUCGGGAGCUUGACAGGCCUUUCUGCAUUAAGUUUCGAAAUUGAGGGUCAUGAAAUGACCGUGGUUGAGGCGGAUAGUCACUACGUGGAACCAUUCGUGGUGAAAAAUCUGUUCAUUUAUUCGGGCGAAACAUAUUCGGUAUUGGUCAACGCCAGCCAAGACCCUACAAGGAACUACUGGAUGAGUUCAGCGGUAGUGGCUCGGAACCGGACCACACCAAAUGGGUUGGGCAUAUUCAGUUACAAAGGCAACGAUCGAAGGCAGCCGCCGCCCACCGCUCCACCGGUCGGAGUGAGUUGGGAGGACCCUGCGCCGAGGCUGAAGCAGAGCUUGGCAAUCAAGGCCCACCCGGAUUUCAUCCAGCACCCGCCCCAAACACGGGACCGCGAAAUUGUGAUGCUGAACACGCAAAACAACGUGAACGGGAUAAGGAAAUGGGCCGUGAAUAAUGUGUCCUUGUUUUUACCCCCAACGCCGUAUCUGGUCGCGCUUCGGAACGGAACACUACAGCCUCCGGACACCUACGACGUGAACAACUACGACAUCUAUUCCGUGCCGAAGAACCCAAACGCCACGGCUAGCGACUCAUACUACAAGCUCAAGUUCAACUCCACUGUGGACAUCAUCCUUCAGAAUGCCAACACGCUGAGCCCUAAUAACAGCGAGCUACACCCGUGGCAUUUGCACGGGCAUGACUUUUGGGUGCUGGGUUAUGGAGCAGGGAGGUAUAACAACUCCACUGACCUGGCCAAGUUCAACCUUGUGAACCCGAUCAUGAAGAACACUGUCCCGCUCCAUCCCUACGGCUGGACGGCGUUGCGGUUCAAGGCGGAUAACCCGGGGGUCUGGCUGUUUCAUUGCCACCUGGAUGCGCAUUUCUUCAUGGGGAUGGGUGCGGUUUUUGAGGAAGGGAUUGAAAGGGUGGGGAAACUGCCCUUGUCCAUUAUGGGAUGCGGUGACACCAAACACUACACACGACCAUAGGCCGGGAGCAGGAAAACUGAUCCCAGGCCGCCGUACCAACUCGAUAUCAUCUUCGGUCUUAGUUAGCUGCUGCUUAAUUGGGCCUCAUUAACUAAGACUGUGUUUUGGAUGAGAGUUCUUAUGUAUUAUGAGCUGUAGCUUUUUCUUUGCACGACUAUUAUAUUAUUUAUUUAUUGUAAUUGUAAUUGGGGUUUGCUUUUCGACGAAUUAAUUAAACCCCACUUUUUCAAUGAAUAUGCAUCUAAUCAUAUUCAGUUAUUCACUAGCUGCUAGUAUAUACGAAGUAUCUAUCAUACGUAGUAGUAUAUACUCCCUCCGGUUCUUAUUAAAGUUCUCAGUAUGACUUCACACAUAUUAAGAAAAUGAAUUUGACUUUA
Cuscuta europaea is the source of this 2664-nucleotide messenger RNA. The record is from the annotation of a GenBank genome assembly. NCBI's taxonomy places the organism in Eukaryota, Viridiplantae, Streptophyta, Magnoliopsida, Solanales, Convolvulaceae.